ACAAGGUUUGUGUCAUUGUGACAUGGAGGACUGCAUAUUCGCAGUUUUGUGAGACCAACAAUUAAAUCAUUUCAAACGAGAACACAAAGAGAUGAGGCACUUUCGAUCUGAGCACUAUACACAACAACAGUGAAACUUUUUAGUAAAGAAAACAUUCUAGCUGUUUUGCCUAUAUAGCUGUCCAUAAACAGCAAAAGUUCUGAAGUGUGAUUUGCCAAGACGCUGAAAAUAUGUUUUGUUGUUCUACAGCGUGCCCGACACUGAGUUGAGCUAUCAUCCCGUACUGGGACUGGUAUCAGAGGUGUUGAUGUUGGUGCAUGAGUGUCCGUCCCCCUGUUUGCUGCUCAAUGCACUGCCGCUUGUCCGAGCAGACACUUCAAAGACACAGGCGACGUACGACGGACGUGCUUCCUCCCUCACUUUAGACACUCCACUGUCGGACUCCUAAACGCGAACUUUUAAGUUAGAAUUGACCAUCCUCAUAAAACGGAAUCUAUUCGGUCUGAGUGGACAUUUGUUGCCGUUUUGUUUGGUUGUUAGAUCCUACCGGAGGCUGCGUGCUGCGCUGUCUGGAGGAACGGAGCCCAUGCGGACUGCUUGCCAUCUGACCCGCUCUUAUCAAUGAAGCAGGAGAGCAUGGCGGAGGGGCCCCGGUGUAAGAGGCGAAAACAAGCCAACCCAAGAAGAAAGAACGUGCUGAACUAUGAGAAUGUGGUGGAGGCCGGGUCUGAGUCGGACGAGGAGGACAGGCUGCUGGCGUCGGAGGGUGAGGGCAGUCCGGCGGGAGUGCCCAGCCGAGAGGCGUCGCCACGGGUGGGCCACGCCCUGCUGUCCUGCCGUGGCAACGAGGAGAUCGACGCCAGAGAUGGCCCGGGCAACCAUGUCUGGCGCCAUCCUGGUGACAUCAAUGGUACUGAGGAGAGAAAAGAAGAAUACAACCCUUUGAGCCCAGAGGUGUCUCUCCAUGGAGUUGGCAAUGGUUCAGUGAAGGGCGAUGGCCCCUCGGAGCUGGAGAGCUUCUUUUCAAAGCGGAAGCUGGAGGAGAGUGUGGGCCAUGCGGCCAGCAUUGCUGAAUACCUGCAGCGUGGCGACACGGCCAUCAUUUACCCAGAAGCCCCGGAGGAGGUCACCCGUCUGGGCACUCCCGAGGCCAACGGGCAGGACGAGAACGAAAAUGACCUGACACCCCGGACGCCAGACGACUUUGCCCAGCUGCUGACCUGCCCUUACUGUGACCGUGGCUACAAGCGGCUGACGUCUCUUAAGGAGCACAUCAAGUAUCGCCAUGAAAAGAACGAGGAGAGCUUCCCAUGCCCCCUGUGCAGCGAGACAUUUGCCUACCGCACACAGCUGGAACGCCAUAUGGCCACCCACAAGCCAGCUCGAGACCAGCCCCCGAUACUGAACGAAGCAGCCACCAACCGAAAGUUCAAAUGCACUGAGUGUGGCAAGGCGUUCAAAUACAAACAUCAUCUGAAGGAGCAUCUCCGAAUUCAUAGUGGUGAGAAGCCGUACGAAUGCUCCAACUGCAAGAAGCGCUUCUCCCACUCUGGCUCCUACAGCUCCCACAUCAGCAGCAAGAAGUGCAUCGGCCUGAUCGCCAUCAACGGCCGCGUGCGCAACGGCGUGGGCACCAAGCCAGGCUCCUCGCCCAACUCCGCCGCCUCCUCGCCAGGCAGCCCUGCCUUGGCGCAGCUCCGCCACAAACUGGAGAGCGGGCGAUCCAUGGGCAUGUCGGACCCGUCCAGCCAUGCUGACAUCAAAGCGGAGCCGUUGGACUUCAACGAGUACCGGCUCAUGAUGGCCACCCAGCAGGAGUUUGGAGGUCCGGGUGCCUUUGUCAAUGGAAGUGGCCGAGGCGGGAGCCCCCUCGGAAUGCACGGGUCCGCCCAGAACCCUCUGCACCUCGGCAUGGGGCUGGAGUCCCAGCUCAUGAGCUACUCCAUGAUGGGAAACAACCUGAGCGAGGUGCAGAAGGUCCUCCAAAUCGUCGACAACACCGUCUGCCGGCAAAAGCUGGACGGCAACCCUGAUGACAUCUCCAAGCUGAGGGCCUACAUGAAGGAGAUGGGGGCUCAGAUGGAGGAGCAGAAGCGGGCAUUGGCCUCACCCCGAGCGGGCUUCCCCGGGGUAGGUCACAACAGCCCCACUAAAAGCAUUAUAGACUACACCCUGGAAAAGGUCAACGAGGCCAAAGCCUGCCUCCAGAGUCUCACUGAGGACUCCAAGAGGCGGGUGGUGGACAUCAAGAAGGAGAAACCCAACCCUGGCACUGAGGGCCAAGAGAGGAGCGGACAGUGUGUCCCCUUCUCCUGCCAGUUCUGCAAGGAGACCUUCCAAGGGCCCAUUCCCCUGCACCAACACGAGCGGUACCUGUGCAAGAUGAAUGAGGAGAUCAAGGCCGCCCUAAAGCCAAACGAAAGUCUUACUCCAAGCCACCGAGGGCUGUUUAGUUCCGAGCAGCAGGCCAUGAUGAUUUCGUCGGCCCUGUCCGAGCGAGGAGCCACCAGCCCCAUCAACCUCUUCAAGGACCACGUGUCCGUGCUGAAAGCCUACUUCGCCAUGAACACGGAGCCGAACUCCGAGGAGUUGCUCAAGAUCUCCAUCGCCGUGGGCCUCCCUCAGGAGUUCGUCAAAGAGUGGUUCGCCCAGUGGAAGGCCCAGACACACCAAACGGCGUCCAGAAAGAGGUCGCCUCCUCCAGAGCGAAGCAGUGUUGACAGCAACCACGGCUUGGCCCAGGAGUCAGCACUUGCCCGAUCCCCCAUUUCCCUCGCUCAGUACGGGGAGACCGUUUCAGAGCACCAGAGGAAUGGGGACUCUGGACACAGACUAAGCAAACCCCACCAGUUUACAGGCAUGAGGCAGAUGGGAGAGAAACCACUCGACUCCAUGGACCACUUGAGAAGUGACACCUCUUCCCCUCUGAACCUCUCGUCGACAUCCUCGAAAAACUCACACAGUAGCUCUUACACUCCAAACAGUCUUGCCUCCGAAGACGCCCACGGCGAACCACUGGAUUUGUCUUUGCCAAAACACAUAAGGGACCUCAAGGCCGAACGAAAGCUCAAGCUGAACGGUUUCGCCAUUGAGCGCAACGGCGAAGCCCUAGAACACGAGCAGGGCGCUGAGCCUCUGGACUUGGCCCACAUCAAGAAGGAGUUCCACGGGUCCAGCACCAAUGCCAUGGGGAGCAGCGAGAGCCAGCAGGAGAAGAGUUCCAGCCCCAUCUUUGGAAUCAACCCUUUUGGUGGGGGGCACAUGUACACGUCGCUCCCGCCUCACGGGGCAUUUCCGCCUCCAACCUUCAUGCCUCCAGCCCAGGCUAGCAUCCCAGGGCUGAGGCAUUAUCCAGGACUGGACCCUAUGAGCUUCCUGCCACAUAUGGCUUACACUUAUGCUGCUGGGGCAGCCACAUUCGCAGAAAUGCAGCAACGAAGGAAGUACCAACGGAAGCCUGGCUUCCAGGGGGAGCUCCUGGAUGGCACAGCGGACUAUCUGUCAGGCCUGGAUGACCUGACAGACAGCGACUCGCUGCUCUCACGGAAGAAGAUUAAGAAGACAGAAAGUGGAAAGCGGCCUCACCAGUGCCAGAUCUGCAAGAAGGCGUUCAAACACAAGCACCACCUCAUCGAACACUCGCGCCUGCACUCGGGAGAGAAGCCCUAUCAGUGCGACAAGUGCGGCAAGCGCUUCUCUCACUCCGGUUCUUACUCGCAGCACAUGAACCACCGCUACUCCUACUGCAAGCGCGAGGCCGAGGAGCGUGAGGCCGCGGAGAGGGAGGUGCGGGACAAGAGCACGCCGCUGGAGCCCACCGAACUGCUGAUGCGCAGGGCCUACCUGCAGGGCCUCGGGCCCCUGGGCUACUCCGACCCCGAGGACCAGGCGGAGGAUGCGGCAGCAGGUGGCCGGGGGGGCACCAUUCUGAGGGACGGAUCUGAGGGAAGCGGGCCCACCAGGGAGGUGGAGUCCGGGGCCUACAGGGAGGUGGAGUCCGGGGCCUACAGGGAGGUGAUGGACAGGCGGCGGGAGGAGGGGAUGGAGGCCGAGGAGGAGGAAGGGGAAGGGUUUGAGAGGAAGAGCCCGAUGAAAGACGAGGGCGGAGAGAUCGGAGAGCUGACGGGUCCGGAUGAGAAGGACUCACCGCGAAGGAAAACAGAGAGCAAGUCAGACCCGGACGAGGAGAAGGACGAGGAUGCUGAUUAACUGCUGCAUUUUGGAUAAAAGCUUCCAGCAUUCAUCUCCUUUUCUCUCUUUUUUCACACGCUUAUGUGCUUGGUUUCCUUCUUUGACUCCAGCGGCAAACUUGAAGCCAGCUUUGUUUUAAAACAACAGCAACAACAACAACAACAACAACAAAACAAAACAAACAAAAACACACUGCUGUGGUUGAGUUGUUCAAGUGUGUGCCUGAGGCUUGAUACGAUGCAAACAAGUCGUGCGUCCGAGAUAGACAAAUUUCGAAUUGCCAGGCUGGGUGGGAUUGUUUAAGAAUCCGUAUUAUGCAAAGUAUAAGUAAUAAUGUUCAUCAUUAUGAAUUAAUAAAAUGAAGUUCUUUUUUAUGUACAGUAUAAGCGCCUGAAAGUCGUGUGGUGCUGAUGUCCUAAACCCCUGUGUUCCAUUGUGUGUAUAGCACAAGCCAGGAAAAUUGCACUCUGUCUGUUAAAUCACUACAAAAAACAUAUUAGAAAAAAAAUGCGUUGCCUACAUGUACACGUCUAUAACGUGUCUAAGGGCACAGUAGCAGUGCGCUAGUGUUAUAUUGUGUCUACCACUUAUUGUGAUGUCCUUGGUUAUGCCCCCCUGUUGCCAGACCAACCACACAUCUUGGGCCUCCUUCUGACUUUUAUGUGAAACAAUGCUAUUUAAACAAAAUACCUGUACCUGUUUUCAAAAUGUCUGAAGUCUUAAACGGACUGGGGGAUCACAGGGAAGGGAGUUUGGAGCUAUGAUGUGUGUGGCUCAUUGUCUGGUGUGUUGUUGCGAGCCUCACUUUUGUGUUUCUUUAAAGAAAAGCCUUAUAUGCAAACCCUCUCACCUGUGUGUAUCUGAAAGUGCCAUCCUUGUACAGUGUAACGCAAAGUUUACUUGUGUUCUCUUUGCGCCGGCUUCAGUAUUAAAUAAACUAUUCACCCUGUUCUUUGAAGUACCUAUGUCAGUAUUAGUAUAGCUAGGCUACAGUUCUUUAGUUUACAUGUCUGUGCAAUUUUCAGUAUUUUUCAUGUUCUUUUUUGUCAGUAUUACUUUUUUGUUCUUUGAUUUUUUUCCAAGUUCAAAUUUCAUUUGUUUUAAAUUUAAAAUACCAUUUUAUUUAUGUGACUCAUUUUAUAUUUCCUAAUUUUAUUUAUUUCAUACUGUAGUGUACAGUAUUAUAGUUCCUCAAUAUAUAGAUAUAUUUUAGUAAAAAGGAUCCUGUCAUUGAUUAAUGGAACAAAUUUUACAUAAAAAGAGCAUUUAUUGUAUCAGGAACCAUUCAUUGUAUGAUGCAAUGUUUAAAUUUUCUUUUAAUUGUUCUACUUCCUUCACUUUCCAGAUACUGGAAACUCAAACAUUUGGGAACUUUUGAUACAAUAUUGUGAAAACACUGUAUUUUUGACUGAAAGAAGAAAAAUUCCACUUUAUUCUUUUUUUUAGCUAAAGAGAUGAAGAGGGACUGUUGUUAAUGGGAUUCUUGAAAUGUCUGUUGAAGUGUAAUUGAAUUUUUAAUUUGUAAUUUCUCUUGAAAAUGACCUUGCUCGAAUAAAUGUAGCCAAAUUUAA
Molecule: messenger RNA, 5762 nt
Organism: Alosa alosa (allis shad)
Lineage: Eukaryota; Metazoa; Chordata; Actinopteri; Clupeiformes; Clupeidae
Gene: zeb2a
Product: zinc finger E-box binding homeobox 2a
Exons: 9
Coding region: 622-4209 (1195 amino acids)
Biological process (GO): anatomical structure development; regulation of transcription by RNA polymerase II
Molecular function (GO): RNA polymerase II cis-regulatory region sequence-specific DNA binding; DNA-binding transcription factor activity, RNA polymerase II-specific
Source: RefSeq, a predicted model, not a curated record